AGUGCGUGAGUGUGUUUGACAAGUUAUGCGGAACUCUCUGCCCGCAGCGUGUGUUUGUGUUGCAGGAGCUCCUUCCUUCUCUGCCGCAGAGGCUGCAGGUUCGACUCCGGCUCACCUGCCCGCGUGUUGGCAUGCGCACUCGCUCCCCGGUUUGUUUGAGUCGCUACUGGAGACCAUGAAGUUCAACGGCUACGUGAAGCUGCGCAUCGGCGAAGCUCUGGAGCUGAAGCCCACCACCUUCUCCCAGCGGCACUCGCUCAUCUUCCACAAGAGCGCGCCCGCGCUGGACCCCUACAUCGUGGUGAAGGUGGACGACUUCAAGAUCGGACAGACCCACACCAAGCAGAAGACCAACACUCCCACCUAUAACGAGGAGUUCUGCCUCAACGUCAACGACGGCCGACGCAUCGAGCUGGCGGUGUUUCACGACACUCCCAUCGGCUACGACGACUUCGUGGCCAACUGCACCAUCCAAUUCGAGGACCUCCUCAAGUCCUCCAACAACGGGGAGACCUUCGAGGGCUGGGUGGACCUGGAGCCUGAAGGCAAGGUCUUCGUCUACGUCUCUUUCAGCGGCUCCUUCACUGACGAUGACGCUCUGGUGAAGGAGAAGACCUACAAGCAGUUUACACGGAAGCGUAACGGCGCCGUGCGGCGGCGGAUCCACCAGGUCAACGGGCACAAGUUCAUGUCCACUUUCCUGCGGCAGCCCACCUUCUGCUUCCACUGCAAGGAGUUCAUCUGGGGUGUCUUCGGAAAACAAGGCUACCAGUGUCAAAUCUGCACGUGUGUGGUCCACAAGCGAUGCCAUCAGCUGGUGGUCACCGUGUGUCCACGCAUGAAGAAGACCUCCAAGGAGGAGGCUGUCACUCAGGGCUUCAGCAUCAACGUCCCGCACAAGUUCAACAUCCACAACUACAAGUCUCCCACGUUCUGCGACCACUGCGGCUCGCUGCUCUGGGGUCUGGUGCGCCAGGGACUCCACUGCCAGAUCUGCAAAAUGAACGUUCACAUCCGCUGCAGAGGGAAUGUCGCGCCUAGCUGCGGCGUCAACAGCGCGGAGCUGGCCAACAAGCUAGCAGAGAUGGGACUGCAGGCGGGGGGGCUGUCCAAGCGGACUAGCGUGAAACAGAACGUCCAGCAGAGGCCGACCUCCGAGUGCGGAGACCCGCUGCAGCAGCCAGUCCCUCGGCUGGGCCUCUCAGACUUCACCUUCUUACAGGUGCUCGGCAAGGGAAGCUUCGGCAAGGUCAUGCUGGCACGACUGGACAGCAGGAGUCGGGUCUUCGCGGUCAAGGUUCUGAAGAAAGACAUCAUCCUGCAGGACGAUGACGUCGAGUGCACCAUGACUGAGAAGAGAGUCCUCUCGCUCGCCCGGUGCCACCCCUACCUCACCCAGCUCUACUGCUGCUUUCAGACCCCGGACCGACUCUUCUUCGUGAUGGAGUUUGUGAACGGCGGUGACCUGAUGUUCCACAUACAGAAGUCCAGGAAGUUUGAGGAACCCAGAGCCCAGUUCUAUGCGGCCGAGAUUACGUCUGCUCUCAUGUUCCUGCACGGCAAAGGCAUCAUCUACAGGGACCUGAAGCUGGAUAACGUCCUGCUGGACAGCGACGGUCACUGCAAACUCGCCGACUUUGGGAUGUGUAAAGAAGGAAUCCGUGAUGGAGCCACGACCGGAACCUUCUGUGGGACUCCGGACUACAUCGCCCCUGAGAUCCUGCAGGAGAUGCUGUACGGGCCCUCGGUGGACUGGUGGGCUCUGGGCGUGCUCCUCUACGAGAUGUUGUCGGGUCACGCCCCCUUCGAGGCCGAGAACGAAGACGACCUGUUCGAGUCCAUCCUCAACGAGGAGGUGGUCUACGCGUCCUGGCUCAGCGCCGAGGCUGUCGGGCUCCUCAGAGCGCUGUUGACUAAGAACCCGUCGCAGCGUCUCGGCUGUGUGCCGUCGCUCGGAGGUGAAUGUGCAGUGACCGCUCACGCCUUCUUCUCCGGCAUCGACUGGGAAAAGCUGGAACGUAGAGAACUGGAGCCACCGUUCAAACCUCGGAUAAAAACCCCUGAGGACGUCAACAACUUCGACCCGGACUUCACCCAGGAGGAGCCAACACUGACGCCCAUCGACGACCCGAUGUUCUCCGCCAUCAACCAGGAUGAGUUCCAAAACUUCUCCUUCACGUCGCCGGAGCUGCUGGAAAGCUGAGUGGCAUUCCGACUCCACCCCCUCUCCUCGCGAGUCACGUUACGGUCCAGCAAGUGAAGCUACGACGUAGCGUAACGGACACAAGCGCUUGUCAGAUCUGCACUUGUUUCUCUGUCAUUUUUAUGUUUUUCACCUUUGAAGUAAAAUCUUCUGAAUGUAAAUGAAAAAGAAAAAUCUUUUCACUUCAUGGGAACAGAUUUUUUGGCGGCUGGAGUUGAAGGCUGGGAAGAGCCGACCACAGAAUCUGGAAUAUUUUCUCACAGAGUGUGAGUGAGAGCCGGGGGAGGGAGAGAGGGUGACAUGAGGGGGAGGACAAAUGGCCUCUCAUACAUCAUCCAGACCACUGAGUCCACUGGCGGCCUCUGCGCUGUAGGAACUUUAUUUCCUUGGAGACUAUGUCAGGAUGGACGAGAAACAUCUUAGAAUAUGAAAACAGAAAUGGACUGUGAGGUGACGAUGCUUCCUGCUCAACUGCAACUCAACAAUCGACUGAAAGGAGGACAAACAAUAAAAGGUGAAUGCCUCGGUCUUAGGGAGUCAAACAAGCUGGUGUUCAUGUGUGAGGAAAUAAGAGUUAAAAGAGAACCUAAUACCUGUCUUGCUUUGUUUAUCAUGAGCUACU
Messenger RNA from Synchiropus splendidus (mandarinfish), 2825 nucleotides. It is a transcript of the gene prkcha, whose product is annotated as protein kinase C, eta, a. Gene Ontology annotation, biological process: protein phosphorylation. NCBI's taxonomy places the organism in Eukaryota, Metazoa, Chordata, Actinopteri, Syngnathiformes, Callionymidae. Gene Ontology annotation, molecular function: diacylglycerol-dependent serine/threonine kinase activity; ATP binding. The coding region runs from base 26 to 2203 and encodes 725 amino acids. The transcript has 14 exons. The record is from RefSeq and is a predicted model, not a curated record.